AGUUUCACGCUGAAUAAAACUAUACUUCUAUACUAGUAAAUACAGAUAUUUUGUACUUGUUUUUCACUGCGUAAUAAGGUAGGUGCAGUGGCUGUGUCACCAGCCUAUGUGUUAUGUGUACUAACCAUAAGCUACAGCAGCUGGCAAGUCUACGAUUGUAAUUCAUCGUCAGACUCUCAAAGCAGGCAGAUAGAUGUUGGUCUGUUUCUCUCGGUGUUGUUGGCAUUCGCGAGUGUAUGAUUAUGAUAUUUUGUACCUAACUACAUAAUUUCAAGAGUUGUAAACGGCAACCUGGACAUUGGGCUGCAAAGCUGUCACAUUUUACCAUAAAUCGUCACUUUUCACCGUAUUCGUUGAUAAAAGGACUAGAAAAUGUUGAUGUUCCAUCGCGCACUAAAGCCAGCCUCGACGACAAAGCUUAACCGUGCUGUUUUAUGUCUGUCAUUCUGUUCACAGUCAGCUGGAAAACAGCUGAUCGCAGAAACUCAUUAUCGCCAGGUUCGUCAUCGAAAUGCAGAUGUGAAAGCGAAUGUUCGCAAUGCAGAAAUUGCAAAGAGUGAUGCAACGACCAGCGAAGAAGACGUAUACCUUAAAACUUACCUGAAAUCUCUAUCCAGACGAGAGGAAUACUGGAAAGACCUGGCGUCUGCACUGGUGUGGGAUGAGAAGAAGGACAAAGUUUUAGAUGACACAGAUUCUCCGUUUACUAAAUGGUUUUCCGGAUGGAAAAUAAUGUGCUAUAAUGCAUUGGAUCGGCACUGUGAUGAGGGUCGAGGAGGCGAGAUCAUUCUGCAUCACGAAAGUCCGGUAACAAAUUCAAGAUGUUCCCUGACGUACGACGAAAUUUUAAGAGAGGUAAAAGCUUUCGCAGCCCAUUUGUCGAAUCUCGGAGUCAAAAAGGGCGAUCGCGUCAUAAUUUACAUGCCGAUGAUUCCACAAGCCGUGACGGCGAUGUUAGCAUGUGCUAGAAUCGGUGCAAUUCAUUCCGUGGUUUUUGGAGGUUUUGCCGCCAAAGAAUUGGCCACCAGAAUUUCUCAUGCUAAGGCAGUAGCAGUGAUCUGCGGGUCCCAUGGCAUUGAAAGAGGCCGUGAAGUGGACUACAAGAAGAUUGUUGACGAUGCCAUUGAUACAGCAACUAACAAGCCAAAGCACGUUGUCGUGUUCCAGCGUCCGGAAAUGUCUCGCAGUUCGUGGACCAGUGGUCGUGAUUCCGAUUGGCAUGAAGCAGUUGCGGCGGGGAAGAGUGUUGACUGCGUGCCGAUCGACGCCAUGGAUCCGCUGUACAUUCUCUACACAAGCGGCACAACUGGAACACCUAAGGCCGUGGUACGUCCAGCAGGAGGCUACGCGGUAGCACUACAUUGGUCCAUGUAUAAUGUCUACGGAAUGAAACCGGGAGAGAUUUGGUGGUCGGCGAGUGAUUUUGGCUGGGUGGUGGGCCAUUCAUACAUCUGUUACGCUCCGCUGCUGCACGGUAACCCGUCCGUUAUCUACGAAGGAAAGGUCACCGAUACACCGGAUGGUAGUAGCUAUUUUAGGCUAAUUGAGCGCUAUAAAGUUAAGGGAAUGUUCACCACUCCCACCGCUAUGCGAGCGCUUCGACAAGUGGAUCCCGAGGGAAAAUUUGGCCGGAAGCAUGACAUCAAAAGUUUGAAGUUACUCUACAUUGCGGGAGAGCACUGUGAUGAAGGAACCAAGGCUUGGACGAAAGAAACGUUCAACGCUGCAGUUUUGGAUAACUGGUGGCAAACUGAGACUGGAUGGCCGAUAACAUCGACGUGCAGUGGGUUGGGUUCGAAUCUCGAUCCUCCACCGCAUUCAUCCGGCCAUGCUGUACCGGGCUACGAUGUUAGAAUUUUGGACUCUGAAACCGGAAAAGAAGCGAAGGUUGGCCAGACUGGUCGGAUUGCAGUCAAAUUACCGUUACCACCGGGAGCGUUUUCCAGUUUAUGGGAGAAUGACGAGGGAUUCAAGAAAACGUAUUUUGAACGUUACCCGGGCUAUUACGAUACAAUGGAUGCGGGAAGUGUCGACGAAGAUGGAUACGUGACGGUCGCAUCCAGAAUGGAUGAUAUCAUCAACGUUUCGGGAGUGAGAAUUUCGACAUCUGCAAUCGAAGAAGCAAUUCUGCGACAUCCGGACGUUACCGACUGUGCCGUAAUUGGAGUGAAGGAUAAACUGAAGGGUCAAGUUCCCGUUGGUUUACUUGUGGUCAAAUCUGCAUGCGAUAAAAAAGGCAGUGAUAUUGUUAAAGAGAUAAUCAAAUCCGUGCGCGAUGACAUCGGACCGAUAGCCUCCUUUAAGAGCGCUUGUGUUGUUCCGAAAUUACCGAAAACAAAAUCGGGAAAAAUUGCUCGGCCCAGCCUCAUCUGCUUAGCUGAAGAUCGCCCCGUGAAGGUACCGGUAACAAUUGAAGAUCCUGAUGUUUACGAGCCCAUCCAGAAGGCAAUGCGAGAAAUUGGAUAUGCGGAAAAGGAGUUGGAGAAAUGUUAGGAAUUUCCGAGAAAUAUUCCAAAUUAAUUUUUGCCGCGCCCAGUAUUGUCACUUGCAUUCUCAUAUUGCUGGAAUCUGUCUUAAAGUACCUUUUUAAUUUACCGUCCCGUCUUACCGUUCCGUACGCGUUAUUUUAUAGUGUUUUAUUUUAGCCCGAAAAUUGUUUUUCAAAGAUUUAUUUUAAGAUUUUAACGGAAGCUUUUUUACGCAUUGGUAAUUUGAAUAUGUCCUUUCAUUUUUAUUAUUUAAAAAAAAUUUAAUAA
Molecule: messenger RNA, 2756 nt
Organism: Paramacrobiotus metropolitanus
Lineage: Eukaryota; Metazoa; Tardigrada; Eutardigrada; Parachela; Macrobiotidae
Product: acyl-CoA synthetase short-chain family member 3, mitochondrial-like
Source: RefSeq, a predicted model, not a curated record